Messenger RNA from Paramecium sonneborni, 10770 nucleotides. NCBI's taxonomy places the organism in Eukaryota, Ciliophora, Oligohymenophorea, Peniculida, Parameciidae. The record is from the annotation of a GenBank genome assembly.
AUGGAAUUUCUAAAACAUAUAUUAGCAAGAGUAGGAUAAUAUGAAAGUAAAGAUAUAAUCAGCUAGCUUUCUUUUAAUUUAGAUCAGGGUAAAACGAAUAGCAGUACAUCAAAGUCUUAACUUAGAGGAGGAGGAUGUAUAACAACAUCAAAGAUAAAUAAUAAAACACCAUAAAUCUUUCGUAAACUUCCUUUGAAUUAUGUUAUAAAAAUGAAAUAAAAUUGUCGAAUACUCAUUGACAAAAGUGAUUAGCAAUUAGAUCCUUUUUAAAGAGAUGAAAUAAUGAUGUCAUUAUAAUGGUUUUAAGAUAAUAGAAUUUGGAUUUAUGAAAUAUGUAAAAAUGAUGAUUAUACUAAAAUGGUUUACGAUGCUGCUAAAAAUUGUUUUACAUAGCUUAUUUCGAAGAUUUUAAUUUAUCUAAAGGGUUCAGGAUGUAUAUGCUAUUAUGUUUUGGAAGUUUGUAAUGAUUUCUUAUUAAUAAUAUAUACUUAUUUAGUAAAAAAAGGCAUUUAAGGUUAAGAUCGUUAGAUUUAAGUGAUAUCACUGAUCGAAUUAUUGCCAAUAGUUGAUUUAAUUUAAUAAGACCUUGAAGUGCAUCAAAAUUUUUGGAUUAAUGGAUUGAACUUCUAAAUAACACUAAUAAAAAUAGUUUUAAUAAAUAUUAACAAAAAUUACCAAAAGCUAAUAUGUGAAGGAAUAAAAUUGGCAUCAAGUGGGAUAUAAUCCUUGAUUACUUUAACAAUAACUGGCGACUUUACGAGCAAUUUAUUUAAUUUCGCAAAGUUUGUGUUUAAUGAAAAAUACAAUUAGUACACUUUUCCUAUACAAACAUAUGAGAUAUAUUACUAUUUGUUUUUGUUGAAAUGGAGCAUUAUCAGAAAUAUUUAAGAAGGGAAUAAUAUUAAUGAUUAAAUUACAAAACUUAAAUAUGGAUAUAAUAAAUAAAUUUCGAAAUCUCAUAAUUGGAUUGUACAUUAUUGCUGGAUUCAUGCUUUUUCAGACUUGAUUUCGUAUAGAUAAUUGAUAUCCAAAACUGAUUAGUUUAAAAAUUUGGAAUUAGUAAGAAAGAAUUAUCUAUGGAAUUAAUUAAUAAAGUCCAAUUUUAUAUAAUUAUUGUCUUAUGACAAAUCAAUGGCAAAAGUAAAUAAUAAUAUUUCUUUUGACUCAAUUGAUCCAUAAUCAGCAGAAAUUUUAAUCGAUUCUGGCGUCGAAAGAAUAAAAUUAUUUUAAAAAAGACUUUUAGAAGAAAAAUUUAUCUGUGAAUAAGGCUUCUUUUAAUUUUACAUAGAUUUUUCAUUUGAAAAGGCUUAAAAAAAAAAAAUAGAAGACUAAGUUUCAUAAUAACAUUAAUUAUUGUACACAAAUGAUUAAUUGUAUGCUUUAGAAAAUUUAAAUCAACUUUUAAUAGGAUUAAUAGAUACUAUUGAAAAAUAAUAAAAUGCCUUUUAAAAUUCAUUUUUUUCAUUAUCAAAAUCAAAGGAUGAUAAAAAUAACUUUCAACCUAAUAAAGAAAAAUUUGAAGAAUCAACUAAAUAAUUAACUGGAAACCUAUUCAAAUUUUUAUAUUUUCUAUUUGAAUUGAAUGUCUUAAUCAUAAUAGAAAAAAAUAGGUUAAUUAUUUGUAAAAACUAUUUAGUAAAAAAAUAAGAAGGUAGCACAGAAAAUACAAAUGAGAAUUAAAAUGAUAAAAAGGGUAAUAAGGAUAAAAAGGGUAAAAAUAAUAAUUAUCAAGAAAAAUUGAAGAAAUUUUAGAAUUACGAAAAUAAAAUUGAUUAUUUGUAUGAAGAAAUUUGGCUUUAAACAAUAUUUGAAAAAAUCCCUGAUUAUUAUACUAACUUUUUCAAUUUCAUGAAUCAAUUUAAAGAAAAAGUAUAUAAAACUCUGAAUACAGAAGAAUAAAAAGAAUUUGAAAAUAAAAUGAAAGAAUAAUUCAGUGAUUCAUUCAUUUGCAAAACUCAGAAAAUUGUUGAUUAAUUUGUUGAAUACUUUUAAAAGUUUUAAUCAGAAUUAUAACAACAUAUUUAAACAGUGGAAAUUCAAAAUGAUGAUUCUUAGAUUGAUAAAAAAAUUUAAGCUGAUUUAAUAAGUUUUAUUAAAAUUAAGGAUAAAUAUUUUAAAGAGGAUGAAUAUUUUAAUAUUAAAUUUGAUCUUGCAUAAAAAUUUGAAACAAUUGAAGUUAUCUAACCAUAUUAAAUUAACAUUUAAUACUAAAUUAUGAACAUGGAAAUAUUUAAAAGAUAUCUGAUAUAAAAAGUAUAUAUUUUGGCAAAAUUACACACCAAUAUGAGUAUUCAAUUGAAUAUUAAUGCUAAAAAGCCUGAAUAAUAAAAUUUUAAUUCAAAAGAAUAACAUUCUAAAUUAGGAGAUAAAGUAGAUUUGAUCUAAAAAUAAUAGAAAGAUCUUGAAAGUUUAUUUAAAGAACUUUAGAGAGAUGAAAAUGUCUUUUAAAAAAUGUUAAAAUUGGUUGAAAAAACAACAAAUUAAAUAAAAUAAAAUUCUUGGAACUAACAAAGUGAUAAAGCCCUUGGUCUUUAAGUUUAAAUUUAUAAUGAACUACAUAAUUUAAUGUUGUCCUCAAAAUAAGAUAUUGAUUAAUGCAAUAAACUAAAGUUGCCCUCAUAAUAAGAUAUUUAUUAAUGCGAAAAAAAUAUUUACAAUUAUUAUGUUUAAUAUCAUUAAUAUAACUAAGAUAAGAAUAAUAUAUAACAAUAAAUUUCUGCUUAAAAAAGCGCUGAUUACGAAGAAGAUUUGAAACAGUUUUCAUAAAAAAUAAAAGAAUUAAAUGAAUUAAUUAAAUAAGUUAAAUUUUUUAUUGAAGAUUUGCAUGAUGUAUCGUAAUUAAUUGAUUUAAAUUUAUCAUAUUUGGAAAAAGUAGAAAAAAAUAAUCAAAAGAAUAGUUUAGAUAUAUUCAAUUAAAAAAUUGAAUAAACUCUCAAAAAAGUUAAUUUCCAUAAAUAACUUUAAAAAAUAUCUGAGGAUUUUAAGAAAAUUGAUGGUCAAAUUUCGUUUUUUUAAAGUAGGAAUUUAUCAUUUGAUGAUUUUGCUUCUAUUUUUUGUUACAAUUCUAAAUUAUUUAAUUUCACAACUGAAAAAGAAGGACACUAUACAGAGAUAGAGAAAGCAUUAAAAGAAACAGAUGAAGACUAUAAAAUUUUAUUAGAUAGUUUAUAUGAAUAAGAAAUAAUAGUAGAAAGAAAAUUCUUAGAUAUAAACAAAGAUUACAUAGUUAGAGAAUGUUUUUUCUUUCAUCUUAUAAAAAUUUAUUCUUAAGUUCCUGAAAAAGAUAUUUAAUUAGAUUGUUAAGAAUAUAUCAAGCGUCUAUGGUUAAUUGAAAAAGAUGAAAGUGUAAGAGCAUUACUUAAGAAUAAAGAAAUAGUAGAAAUGUAAAAAUUAUUAUUUUCUCCUGAUCUUAAAUCAUUUUCUAACUCCAUUAAAGAAGAAAUGAAUUAAAAAUUAAAAUAAAUGGAAGAAUUUGAAUAGAAAAUUCGUUUUGAAGGCAAUUUAUCUAAUAAAGAAAGGUUAUAGUAAUAAUUAACUAUUUAAUAUGAGGAAUUUGAAGAGUUUUUAGCGAAUAUCACAGAAAUGUCAUAAUAAUUAGAUAUUUCUUUGAUCUUUUUAAAAGAAAUCUAGAAAAAUAUAAAAUAAUUGAAACAGAAGAUAGACGAUCUUUAAGAAUCAUUAAAGUAAAUAGGUAAUGAUAUUAGAAAGUUGAGAGGAAAGAAUUAUUAGGAAUUAUUAUAAAUUAGAAAAGAUAAGGUGGUAACAUAAGCCUCUAUCAUUGAACUUGAUUCUGUAUAUAUUACUUUAAAAACUGAAGAAAUCGAUCCAAAAACAGGAGAAAUAAAGAAAUCUUUGCAGGGUUCUGAUUAAUCGGAUUUAUUGAUAGAAGACAUUAAAGGAAAUAAUAAGGAUAAUAAAAGUGAAGGGGAAGUUAAUUAAUUUAUUUAUGAUGAAUAGGAAACAGAUGUAAUGUUAAUUAAAGGUUCAGCAGGAUCUGGAAAAAGUAGAGCAGCUAGAAAAAUUGAGUAUUAUUUAUGGAAAUAGAUCUAAGUCCAAGAGGAUUGGAACAAUUAAUGGAUUCCAAUUCACAUUUUAUUACCAUAAUUAAAAGAUCCUAAGUUCAAUCUAUUAGAUUAAGCUCUUGAAUCUGAAAAUUAUGGAUUUGAUAAACUAUAGUUGAAGGAAUUUAAAGAAGCUAUUUUAAAAAAUACAAUUAGAGUAGUUAUGAUACUUGAUAGCUACGAUGAGAUGAAGUAGGAUUGUAUAUAAUCCAAUUUGAUACAUACAAAUAGACUUAUAUAAGAGCUUGAUCUUAGUCCUAAUAAUAAUAAAGUAAAAAAAGCAAAAUUUAUAAUAACAACACGAAAAGAAAUUUUAACAAGCAUGGGAUAUUAAACUUGGUUUUUUGGAGAAAAUACAUAAACUUUAAAGGAAGUAGAAAUCUUGAAUUUUAAAAUGAAAUAAAGUGAUCAGUAUUUAGAAGAUUAUGUAAUAUUGAGUAUUAAAAGAAGAAUUAAAUUUCUAUAUGAUUUUGUUAAGUAAAUAAAAUAAAAAGUUAUAGACAUUGAAGAAUUUAAAAAAAUUUGGGAAAAAAUAAAUGAUUAAGUUUUAAAGAAGAAUGAUAAUUCUGAUUAAAAUAAAUUACUUGAUGAUGGACAAAUAAAAAGAAUAAUAAAAAUUUUAAAAGAAAACUCAGCAUUUUAAUAUGUUUAAGAUGAUUAAUUAACUAUCUUAGAAAAAGAAUUAGGUGCUUUAUGGAGUGUUAAAUAAUACUAAGAAACUAUUAAAAACUUAAAAAUUGAGCAUUUUAAAUCAACCCCAUUCAUGCUCGAAAUUGUUGUUUAAACUCUUCCAAAUUUAUCGAAAAAAUAUAAUGGUUCCAAUGAAAUUAAAGAAUUGUUUUCGAAAAACUAUCUGAAACUCAAAAGAAAACAUGAUUUAUCUUAAAAAUAAUUGAAAAAAUAUUCUUAAUAAAUAAAGAAGAAUUAAAUUGAAUAAAAUAAAGUUUAAUAAAAUGAAGUUUAAUAAAAUGAAGUUUAAUAAUAAUAAAUUUAAAAAGAAUUAGCUUAAAAAGAAUAAGCUGAAAUUGAUUAAGAUCAGUAGAAUUUAAAAAGUCUAAAAAUCCUUCUUGAAUAAUUAGAAAGCUUAAGAUUUUUUGAAAAAUAUUCAAUUACAGAUAUCAAAUCAUCUGAAGAUUUAAUCUAAAAAAAUAUAUAACAAUUUUAAUAAAAUGAUGAUCUGAAAUUUGUGAUACCAGCUUUAUAAAUGAAAACAUUUACUGUUUAUGAAUUUUAUUAAAACUUUAUAGAAUUCUAUCAUGAUUAAUAAAUUUAGAAACUGAGACAAUUAGGAAAAAUUGAGAAUGUUGAUAGUUUUACAAUAGAUUUAAUUUAAUUUUCAGAAUCUUUAGCUUUAGAAAUGACAAUGAAGUAACUUACAUAAAUUAAUUAUGAGCAAAAAGGUAGAUUAUAAUUGAAAAAUAACUAUUUUGAUUAAAACGAUGAGGGGAAUUGGAUAAAGGAUUAUUUUGAUGAUUUGGAAGAUGAAUAUAGAAAACUUGUUCGAAGUUCUGCAUUGAUUAGUUUGAAAGGAAAAAGUUAUUCAUUUAAUCAUAAAUCUAUUUAAGAAUUCUAUGUAGCCAAACAUAUAAACAAUCUAAUUAACGAACUUGAGUUGAAAAAUAAUUAAAUAACUGAAAAAUGUGAAAAAAAUUUGGAGAAAUCCCUUUUUAAUAACAAUAAAUUUAAUAUUUCCUUUGAAAAUUAUGCUGGAUCUUUUGAUAAACUAAAAGAUAAGAUAAGAAUGGAUGAAUAAAUAAAUGCCAAAUUAAUAAUAAUGGCUAAAUUAUCAAAAAAAAAAAAGAAAGCAUUUAUAACUGCUUCCUCAAAUAGCUUUUGUUUAUUAAGCUAUUUAUAAGUAUAUUUAGGAGAUUAAGACUUUUCAGAGAUUGAAAUAGAAAAGACAACUUUCAGAGGAUUAUCUUUCUAUAACACUAAAUUUAAGAAAUCAAUUCUUAAAGAUGUUGUUAUUGAUUCUUGUUUAUUUGAUGAGGCAAAUUUGGAAAAAGCAGAAUGGGAAAAUUUGAUUUGCUCAGAAAAACCAAAAUUAGAUGGGCAUAAAGGUUAAAUAAUAGUUAUGCAAUAUUCAAAUGAUGAUAAAUAUAUUAUAACUGGAGAUUCUGAGAAUUUUAUUAAAUUUUGGGAUGUCUAAAAUUACAAAGAUUUAGAAGAAUUCAUAGCAACUACAGGCAAACCUUUUGAAUUGUUAUUAUCAGCAGAUGAUCAUCUGUUAUUUAUAGCAUAGGAUAACAACUUAAUAGAAUCAUGGAUAAUAAAUGAUCUAAAGAAGAUCAAGAAAACUGAGCACAUUAUUCGUCCAUAAGAAAAGAUCAUAUCAUUGCAACUAUCAUAAAAUGAAUAAUAACUUUAUGUUGUAGAUAAAUCAGGUUUAAUUUAAUGUUGGGAUAUAAAUUAGAUUAAAGAAAAUUCUGAAGUGAAAGAUGGGUUUAUUUUAUAAACUGGAGAAGCUUAAUUAAUUUUAAUUUAGUUCUACUCAAAUGGAGAAUUGUUAGCCUCAUAUUCUAAUGAUUAAAAUAUUAGAAUUUGGAAUGUUGAAAAAUUAGAAAAGGUAGAUGAAAUCAAAAUGCCUUCUCCAAUUUAGUACUUUAUAAUUAAUACGGACUAUAUUGCUUGCAUAAAAGAGUCUUAUAUUAAUAAUUAAAUUAUUAUUUGGGAUUUUAAAAAUAAAAAAUGGGAUGAAUAACUUCUAAGUUCAUCAAAAUAUAGAAUUAAUUCAAUAUUAUUUACUCCUGAUAAUAAAUAAUUAUUAUAUGGGGUUGAAGAUGCAGUAAUAAUUCAAAAUAUAAACGAUAUUUGUAAUCAAGAAUAGUAUUAUAAAUUAAAUAAUUGCACUUGCAUAGCUUUCUCUCCAGAUUAAAAUUUGAUUGCUUCAGUUAAUGAAGAUUAAAUAAUAUUCUGGGAUUUAGAAACAAAUGCAGUAUUAAAUGUUUUAGAAAAUGAAGGUCCUAAAAUUUAAGAGCUCUUAUUUAUUGAAAAAAGAACAGAAUUAUUAAGCUAUCAUAAUGGUGGAAAUUUAAAACGUUGGUCAGUAUAGGAAUGUAAAUUAAUAACAACCUAUCACGAUUGUUAUUUUCAUAAGAAUAUAACAAUAUCCUCUGAUUCUGAUAUGGUAGCCAUCUAUACAAAAACAAAAACUAAAAUUGCAAUAAUAAGGUUAAAUUAACAAUAAUUUUAAAAAAGGGCUGAUGAACGCGCUUAUAAUGAAAUGAAUCCUACUUCUAUUUCUUAUGAUGAUAAAUUAUUUUUAAAUGGCAAUUCAAUUAUUAUGCCAGAAAGUAUUGAGAAUAUUCAAUUUGAAAAUCACAAUAAUUAUUUUCGAUGCGGCGUAUUUUCCAAUUCAUCUCUAUUAUUUGCUAGUUUUAGUGAUGAUUAAAAAAUUCGAAUCUGGACUUUUUCAGAUUUAAUAUUUAAGAAAAAUUAAGAAAUUGAAUUUGCAGGUCAAAUAUCUAAAAUGGCGUUUUCUUUUGAUAAUAAAUUUUUGGCUCUUAUAAUUGAAGGAAAGAAUUUGAUAAAAAUUUUGGAGAAUAAUGAAGAAAAAUAUGAAUUAGAAGAAUUUAUUGAUAAAAAUACAGAUCUAUAUUUUUCUUAUGAUAAUUAAUAUUUGGCCUAUUUUAUUGAAAAUGAAAUAAAAAUUUGGAAGUUCACUUAGGAUGAGAAUGCUUAGAUUAUUUAAGAAGAUGAAAAGCUUUAUAUUUAAGCUAUAGCUUCUUCUCCAAAAAUUAAUUUAUUUGCUUCAACUGAUUGUGAAUUGAAUAUUAAGUUUUGGAAAUUUGAUACGAGAGAACAAUUAUAUAAAAUUGAACUAGGAGAACAAGUUAAAUGUUUAUGUUUCUCAUAUGAUGGACAAUAUUUAAUUAGCGGAGGAGAAAUGCUGAGAUUAUGGAAUGUGAAAGAUAUCUAUUAAAUUAAAUUAAAAGGAGUAUCAGAAUUCUUUUGUGAUUCUUAAAUAGAAAAAGUCUUUAGUUUGCAUGAGACAUAAGGUAUUACUGUUAUUUCAAACUCUAAAAUGGGGAAGAUUUUAUUUGAUCAAUUUGAAUUUUUAGGCAUCUUAGUAUAAUCAGAAUAGGUGUAAACUGCAUAUGAGUUUUCAAAGGAUAAUGAAUUCAUUGUUGGCGGAAUAGAAAAAUAAGUUGUUAUUUGGAAUACUAAGAAUAAUUUCUUAAUUAAGAACAGAUAUGAUUUUGAAGAUAAAAUCGAAUCAGUUAGAUAUUGUUAAGAUAAAAAAAGACUUGUUGUUGCUUUAAAAUUUGAUAUAUAUUUUUUGGAUAUUAAUUCACCAAAAAAAAGUAAAGUAAUUCCAAAUUUUUAAUUUCAAUCUAUUACAGAUGCUUAAAUGUUUGAUAAUGAUCAAUACCUCUAUACAAAAUAAUAUGAAUGUGUAAAAAUUUGGAAAUUACAGGAUGAGCCAGCUUUAAUUGAUUACUUUAGUCUAAAGAAUAACUAAAUUGUUUAUUCAAAAGAUGGAAAUUAUUUGAGCUUUUAUAAUACUGAUUCAGCUUUUAUUUAUCCUGUUUAAAGACAGACUAAAUUAAGAUUAUUCCACUUUUACAAAUUAAGUAGAAUAAAAUUAUCAAAAGAUUCAAAAUAUAUAUUAUAUGGUAAUCAAAAUUAAUCGGUGUUAUCAGAAUUUUAAUCAGAAAAAAUUAUUAAACAGUUUUCUUCAUAUUAUGCUUUUGAGUUUUGCGCAGAUAAUUAAAAUAUAAUUUUUGUUGGAGAUGAAAAAUGUGUUAUAUAUAGCAUCAAAAAUGAAAAGGAGAUCUUUGAAAUUAAAUGUAAGGAGAAACUUGAAAAUAUUAAUUAUCUAUCAUUUUGUAAUAAUAUUUUAGUACUAGAAACUACAUGCAUUAUGGUUUUCAAUUUAGAAAAUAUAUAAUAAUCUUAUUUUAUUGGAAUAAUAUAAGGUGUAAAAGGCGUAGCAAAUUUAACAACUUCAUCUACAUAUCUUGCAUCCGUAAUAAAUAAAAAUCAAAUUAUGUUCACAAAUUUAACGAAAAAAAAAUUUAUUAAAUCUAUUCAUUUAAAUGAAAAAUUAUAGAAAAUGAAUGGUUUGGUUUUAUUCUCCGAUUACUAAAAAGCAGCAUAUUUAGAGAAUGAAUCAUUUAAGGUCAAAAAUUUGGAAGAAAAAAAGAUAGAAUAUUAUACUGAAGAUAAAUUGAAAUGCUAAGUAUUUGCCAUUUCAAAAAAUAAAAAGAAUAUCAUAUUUUCUUCAGGCAAAUAAAUAUUUGAAUAUGUGUAAGAUACAAAAUAACAUUCAGAUUUUAAUAAAUUAGAAGAAAAUAUUGCUUUUCUGAAUUUUUCAUUCUCCUAAGAUUCUCAAUUUUUAGUAGGAUGUGGAAAUAAUAAAAUAAUUUAUUGUUGGGACUUUAAAGCUAGAAAAGUUAUUGCUAAAUUCUAAGGUCAUUCAGAAUAAGUGAAUAUAGCUAAGAUAUCUUAAGAUAAUUUAACUGUGGCAUCUGGUAGUCAUGACAAAUUAAUAAGAUUUUGGAAUUUAUAGGAAAAUUUCAACAGAAUGGCUUAGGAUGGACAUGAAGAUCAAAUUUAUCAUUUAGAAUUUUCUUUAGAUGGGUUGAUUUUAUAUUCUAGUAGUCAAGAUAAAACUCUUAAAUUAUGGGAUAUGUAACAAAAGAUUCUAUUUCUUUCUAAAGAUUUUGAAUUUGGGAUAAAAUCCUUCUCAAUUUCUGAAGAUUAAAAGUAAUUUAUAAUAACACAAAAGGAAAAAAUUGAAUUCUGGGAUAUUUAAUAAAAUUAAAUAAUGCAGAAAUUAGAAGAUAAAUCUUAAAUGAUUUAAAGUUAAUGCGAUAUUUAAUAGAUUUAAUAUUUAUCUAAUAAAAAUAAAAUAAUAACUUUAUGUGUUGAUAAAGAAAAAAAUUCUUCAAAAAUUGAGAUAUGGGAUAUAGAUAAAAGAAAGGAUGAUAAUCCCAAAAUUAAUUAAUUUGCUGACCCAAAAGAAAUUACAAUAUCUAAGUUGAAAGAUUAUGAUCUUAAAAAGUCUCUAGCCAAACAAGAGUUUACUUCUAAUGAUUGUAUUCAUCAUUUUUCAAUUAAGCCUAACUAAAAUAUUAUUGCAUUAGGUGGAAAAACUUUAUAUCUUUGGAAUUAUGAUAAAAAUGAAAAAUAAAAAGUUGAUUUAGAUUAAAAUUAGGAAGAAAUCAUUAGUUAAGUAUUUUUGGGAAAUAAUGUGGAUAUUCUAGUAGCUGCAAAAAAAAACAAAAUUCAUUUAUUUUCUAUAGAAGUUAAUUCAUUAGAAUGUACAGAAAUUAAAAUAUUAAAUUGUAAUGAAAGUACCAUUACAUGUAUAUAAAUUUAACGUGAUGACCAAAUUAUUAUAUCAGUUUCAGAUGAUAAAAUUAUAAGAUUUUGGAGUCUCAAGUAAUUUUCUAUAAUUGCCAUUUUGCGUGGUUUUGUUGAAACUAUUUAAAAGAUAUCAAUUUCUCCAAAUUGUACUGAUAUGGCAGUUGCUAUGAAAGAUGGAUCUAUCAGACUUUAUAAUCUUUCAUUUCCAUAAAAUAUUCAUGAUUAAAAUUCUAAAGAACAAAAUGAAAAUUAUAUCAAAUGUUAUAAAAUCUUUGGAAGAUAAAAUUUAUUAUCAGCAAAAAAUUGUAAAAUAACGGAUUAAAAUAAAGAAAAUGAGAAAAAUUAAUUAUAAAUACUGUUCCAGCAAAAAGGAGCAUAGCUUAUAAAAGAAGGAUGA